Scleropages formosus (Asian bonytongue) is the source of this 2111-nucleotide messenger RNA. RefSeq names its product lecithin-cholesterol acyltransferase (gene lcat). NCBI's taxonomy places the organism in Eukaryota, Metazoa, Chordata, Actinopteri, Osteoglossiformes, Osteoglossidae. Gene Ontology annotation, biological process: lipid metabolic process. Bases 106 to 1452 code for a protein of 448 amino acids. The transcript has 7 exons. The record is from RefSeq and is a predicted model, not a curated record.
CUCCACCGCAAGACAGAACACUUUUCUCAGCGGGACCCUUCCUUCAAACACCAGCCCACGAUUACAAAAAAAAAAAAGAGAGGCACUGCAACUCCAGGGGAGAAGAUGAGCCUGUUGUACUCUCGGAUACCCGUUCUCCUGCUGCUCCUUGGCCUCCAGCAAGCUCUGGGCUUCUGGCUCAUCAACAUCAUCUUCCCCCCGAAUGCGGGGCCCCCUCGGGUGCCCAGCAACAGCACACCACCUCUCAUUCUGGUUCCAGGGAAGUUGGGAAACCAGCUGGAGGCCAAAAUUGAUAAACCCAGUUUAGUACAUUGGAUGUGCUACAAGAAGACAGACAACUUUUUCACCCUCUGGAUUGACCUCAACAUGUUCAUGCCCAUUGGCGUUGACUGCUGGAUCGACAACAUAAGGAUUGUGUAUAACAGGACUACACGCAAAACCUCCAAUGCCCCAGGAGUGGAGGUGAGAGUUCCAGGGUUUGGGCAGACAUACCCAGUAGAGUUUCUUGACACCAACAAACUAACUGGGUACCUUCACACUAUGGUACAGCACUUGGUCAACAUGGGAUAUAUUCGCAACGAGACAGUCAGAGCAGCACCCUACGAUUGGAGGAUUGCCCCCAAUGAGCAGGAAGAAUACUUUUCUCGGCUCAAAGCCCUGGUGGAGGAGAUGUACGAUGAGUACAAGCACCCAGUUCAUCUGCUGGGGCACAGUAUGGGGAGCAAUUAUAUCCUCUACUUCCUGAACCAGCAGCCCCAGUCUUGGAAGGACCAAUACAUCAAGAGCUUCAUUUCUCUGGGGGCACCCUGGGGAGGGGCUGUUAAGCCCCUCAGGGUGCUGGCAUCUGGUGAUAAUGAUGGCAUCUCGCUGAUGUCUACCAUUAAGAUUCGUGAGGAACAGCGGAUGACCUCAACCAACCCAUGGAUGGUUCCAUCAGAACUGGCGUGGCCCUCAGAUCAUGUCUUCAUCUCGACUCCUUCUUUCAACUACACGCUGCAGGACUACAAACGCUUCUUUCACGACAUAGACUUUGCGGAUGGCUGGUACAUGUGGGAGGACACCAAGGACCUAAAUGCUGGUUUGCCACCCCCGGGUGUAGAGGUAUACUGCUUGUACGGUGUCGGACUGCCCACCCCGGUCACCUACGUGUAUGACGAGCAGUUCCCCAAUGCAGACCCAGUGGACUUUGUGUAUGAUGAUGGUGAUGACACAGUAGACAGCCGCAGCAUGAGCCUGUGCAAGCGAUGGGUCGGUCAGCAGGACAAGCCUGUCCACAUCACAGAGCUCCGAGGCAUGCCCCAUCUGGACAUUGUCUUUAACAACAAAGUACUCACCUUGAUUCAGAAAAUCUUGGAGGGUAAGCCAUAUCCCUCAGACCAGAUGUCUGCUUCCAGCCCUACCCCAAAACCAAAUGGUCAGCCUACCAUGGCCAACACCUCUCCACCAGUUUAGACUGCUUCCCCUGCACCAACGCCUAAAGGUGAGAGCGAGGGGCUAGACAUGUAACGCAAUGACAUCCUCUAGAAAGUUUUAUAAUAGACAUACACUUUGCUGCUAGCAUUGAGAGGCAAAAUGUGUGUCUCCCUAAAUAAUUAAUGGCAACAUUCUUGUUCUUUUAUUAUCAGAUUAAACUGACUGACAUGCUUCCCAGGAUUUGCUUUAACUAUACAACCUUGUGCUGGAUAAACAAUUUGUGAAAAUGGAUGAAUGAAUGUGUGGAUGGAUGGAUGGAUGGAUGGAUGGAUGGAUGCAUUGAAGAUAUGCUCAAACGAUUUUGUAAUAAUAUCAGUUAAGAAAAAGCAGUUUAUUCAUGUAACCUCUACGUUUGUACUUUGUGUGCCAUGUGGCUUAUACUUUGUGGGCUCUAUGCUGAAAGUACAAUAAUACAGAUAAUAUGUUUUUUUUUUUUUUAACACAUUUACCUACAGAACUUUUACAUACUUUAUACAUUGUAACCUAAAUUAGUCAAUGUCUUUGACUGGAAAAUUCUGUUACUCUGUCUGCUGGACUUCAAGGUGUUCAGAUUUGCUCUCUAGAUCUGCCAAAAGUUUACCUCUACCUCUCCCUGUUGUGAUUAAAAGUGCUAAAAAUAAAAAAGGUUUAGACUAGAA